Molecule: messenger RNA, 672 nt
Organism: Cajanus cajan (pigeon pea)
Lineage: Eukaryota; Viridiplantae; Streptophyta; Magnoliopsida; Fabales; Fabaceae
Source: RefSeq, a predicted model, not a curated record
AUGGGAAGAAGUAAGUGGCGUGAACUAAAAGGCAAGUUCAACACUAAGGAGAUAGAAAUUUUCGAUGUGGAUCGCCCUUCUCGUAAAGGGAAGAAACAAAAAACCAACGCCUCAGUUGAGGCUGGCAAACGAGAAUCUGACAAACGAGUUGUGAGGUCAAUUUGCCAAGGUGAUCUCGGCCAAGAAAAGAAGAAAUUGGCUGAGACUAUAAAGGCUUUUGAAAUAUCCAUAAGAUCAAAUAAAUCUUAUUCGGCCAAGGUGGAAGAAUUAUUGAGCAAGGUGAAGGUUAUGGAAAGAGAAAAAGAAGAAAAUGAAAAGGAAUGCACCAAGCUGAGAGAAAAGAUUGAAGAAAAAGAAAAGACCAUGUUGGAUUUGCAAGAAGAAAUUCAAAGACUGACGGAGCAAAACAAGGCUUGUCAAGAAGUCAUAGCUGCUGAUGUCGAGCGGGUUACUGAGUUAGACUCUAAGAACAAAAGUUUGAAUGAAGAGCUUCAAACUACCGAGUUGCAUGUAAUAUCAGAACAUAGAAAAGGAUUUGCCAAAGCAUUUCGGCAAACCAGAGUGAUUGCUCCUGAGGUUAAUCUUCAAGAGCUUAAUGUCAACAAGGAUGUGUUCGAUGGUAAAUUGGUUAAUAAAGAUGACUUACCGGAAGAUGUCAGUAGUGAAGAUUAA